GGAGAGGGGGAGUGAGUAUGACUGAGGUUGUGUGUGUGUGUGUGUGUGUGUGUGUGUGUGUGUGUGUGUGUGUGUGUGUGUGUGUGUGUGUGUGUGUGUGUGUGUGUGUGUGUGUGUGUGUGUGUGUGUGUGUGUGUGUGUGUGUGUGUGUGUGUGUGUGUGUGUGUGUGUGUGUGUGUGUGUGCCCCAAGUGUUGUGAUGUCUGUAUGCUGGAAUCAUGUUCAGGUGGAGUUGAAGCGCACUCCCGCAUAUUUCAUUCACGUACCAACUCGGUGAUCGUGAGAAGCCGCCCGCUGCAGGACCGUACUACUUUUGCAACCGUCCCUCGUCACAUUUAUCUGGAUCAUCGUAAACAGAGGGUUAUCGUUCCUUGCAUACCAAAAGGAGCUCAAGUGGGCUCGCGGAAGAAGGGAAAAAAAUGUGGACUGCAGUGGCAACAUCGGCGUGCAGCCUGCAGCAGAGGCUGGUGUAACAGCAUCAUCUCCGGCGCCACACUGGCUAUGCAACGUGCGGGCACAACUGCAAAGAUAUAACACAUUUUCUGGCAUGGAGACUCGCCGCCGGCUGUUGAAGGAGUCCUGUGGGCAUGCCUUCCCCAUGGCCCGUCUACUGGCCCAGUGCCUCUGCUCUGCAUGCCAUCAUCCAGGGGAGGGAGGAAGGAGAGAGGCCAUCUAAAAAUAAACCCCACUCCAGCACCAGCAGAUAAACAAGAAAACCAACUGAAAACAAAAAUAGACUAAACGAGAAAUAAAAGGAGAAACAUAGUGGUCGUUGUCUCCCUCUACCUGUACUUCUUCCUAAAUCUCUCUCUCCCUCUCUCCCUCUGUCUCUCUAUCUUUCCCCCUCUCUCUCUGUCACUCUCUCGGUCCUCGUUAUGCUCUGAGAUCAUGUCCCAAUCUGGCAACGUCCUUCACAUGUACGUGGAGGUGAGGCCCGACACGGACCAGGACGCGGUGAAGGGCUUCGGGGAGGCGGGGGAGGCGGACGGCCAAGUGGCGGCUGUGCCGGAGGGCUCCGCAGAACUCCUGUCCCAGCUCGCCACGCAGACCACCUGCCAGACGCUCCCGGCGGCCCAGCGUCUGGCCCGGGAGCACGCGUACCGUCAGUCGCCGUCCAGACACACGGUGAGCUUCCAACUCCAGCACAAGGUCACCUCGCGGUCCCCGACGGUCCUCAAGAGGCCGAGGUUACCGGGGGAGGGGAUCUCCGCCGCCCCUCAUCCCCCUCCCGCGUGCCAGCGGUUCGGCGAGGAGAAGGCCGGUGAAGGGACGCGCUCCGUGGUCACGUUCAGCUACGUCGCGAAGCCCAAUGUGCGUACGGUGGAGAGCCCCCGGCACCCGCGCUGUGAGAGGGGAGCCCGAGAGGACGGAGUCAACCCCUCCCCGUUUUGUAAAAGACUGAGCGAUUCCUCUUGGUGGGGGAGUCCGGAUUCCUCUCGCGGCUCUAGUCCGAAGCUGGCUUUCAGACAACCCGCUAUCGACCCCAUCGGCAGGGCAGCCACCCAGAGGGCCGUGGAAGAGUUUGGCUCCCCCUUACUGAGGAUCAAACUGGCCCAUGCGCUCGAGCGGGGAUCGACGUCGCGCUACUUCUCGCAGCCGCGGUGCCAGUCGUGGGCGGGCUCCCCUGUCCUGCGUCAGAACAACUGCAGGUCUCCCGUCGACUGUGUCAAAGACAGCAGCCAAGCUAACUGUACGCUUCCCCCGAACAAAGUGACGGAGCAGCUCCCCCAGUCGAGGCAUCCCGCUUUGGGGACACCGACCCACCCGCGGCCCAGGUCUUGUGCGGGGCCUGAGAGCCCUAUUCAUUGGCCGAUGGAGCACAGAGCCCUAUCAGGCAGUCCGGCUACCCGGGGACAUCAUCACAAGGCCUGCACGAGGGUUCCCUCGCCCAAGGGAGCGAUUCUUCAACUUGGCAAUAAACUAGUGGAGGGCAUGAACCAGCUAAGCGACAGUAAAUCCUCGUCACCAGCUCCCAGCCCCGAGGUGGCCCGCAGGUUAGCCGUGGAGGUCACCAAAGUCUCCUCUUUUUUCACAGAGCCCAGGAAGGGCUCGUUGCAUAACGCUUUGGGUGAGCCCACCCGGGGGUCAAACUCUUGUGAACGCCACGACCCGAGCCCAAACGCACAACAGGCCCAGCAGCAUCAGCAGACGCUCCAGAUGAACAUCCCCUUGCACGGGCAACACGCACCAGCAACCGACAACAUCGACUGUCACCAGCCCGAGAGCUCCGUCUCGCAGUCCCACUCGCAGGAGACCAACUCUCGCAAUAACCACGACACGCAGCGGGAGGAGGAGGAGGAGGAGGAGGAGGAGACCAAGCCCGAGGAGCGGGGGGAGCGAGAGGGGGGUGGCCGUCAGAGCUCCUCCCAGCAUCAGAGCUCCUCCCAGCAUCAGAGCUCCUCCCAGCAUCAGAGCUCCUCCCAGCAUCAGAGCUCCUCCCAGCAUCAGAGCUCCUCCCAGCAUCAGAGCUCCUCCCAGCAUCAGAGCUCCUCCCAGCAUCAGAGCUCGCCCACAGCGGCGCCCAGUUCUCCCGCCCUCCCUGCCCGGUUCUUCCGCCCCUCUCACCCCCCCACGGAGUUCUGCUCCCCCAUGAGGGACCCCCGGUUACUCCGGGCCGAGGUGAGGGCGCUGGACAGCCCCACCCUGCACCGGCGCCAGCCCCCGCAGUACACCGGAGACCCCUGGUCCGCCGGGGCCGAGUGGAGGGGAGGCGAGCCGCCGCCGCCGGGGGCCAACGAGAGCGUGGACUGCACGGAGCUCUCCCGCAGGCUCUUCAUCCACCAGGGGGUGGAGGAGGCCCCGGUCAGCUGGACCUCCAGGCAGCGCUGGGGGAAGCAGCCGUUGGAGGCGGUGGCGGAGCAGGAGAGCCAGUGCCCUAACCCAGAGGCCAGCCCCGCCGCCGCCGCCGCCGUCGUCCCCGGGCGCGCACCCCGGCGAGGCCGCGGGGGGGCCCUGAGCCCCACGGCGCGGCAGAAGCGAGCGGAGCAGAGGAGAAGGGAGGCCCUGCUCCUGGGACCCGUGGCCUUGGACUCGGCGGAGGAGGACGAUGAAGACGAGGAGGAGGAGGAAGAGGAGGAGGAGGACGGGGAGGGAGGUGAGGGUUUUUUGGGAGAGAGGCAGCUGGGGUUACCGCGGGCACAGGGGCCUCUGGAGGGGGAGCAGAACGGCGUGUUGGGGGGGUCGUCGUCCCGGAGCUCCAGCGGGGUGACGGGGAGCCUGGGGGACAGGGACUGCGUUUCCCCCGAGUCCAGCCAGUCCAGUCACCAGAGCAACGACACCGCCGCUGCCACCUCAGGAAUACAGACUGACAGUGGCUGUGCUGUUCCGGGGCCUUCUCUUCACUGUCAGAGGAUAGCUCGAGCCAAGUGGGAGUUCCUGUUCGGGACCCCCGUGGAGGAGGCUGCCAGCAGAGGAGACAAAACGUUCCUGGGCGCCUCCACAGCGCCCCCUAGCGGCGCCUCCAGCGAGUCCCCUACGCCCACGCCCCUGACCACACCCUCCACACCCUCCGGCCUGCCCCUCCUUUCGGCCAACCACGACGUCCAGCAAGUGGAGGUGGAACUGGUCACGCCCCCGCCGCUGACGGGCUCCUCCCCCAGGACGGGCAUCAUCGGGCGGACCCUCAAGUACUCGGAGACGGACCUGGACGCGGUCCCGCAGCGGUGCUACCGCGAGACGGACAUCGACGAGGUGCUGGCCGAACAAGAGGACGCAGACUCCGCCUUCGGCUCCAACCGCAGCGUGCUGGGCGGCAGCCCCCCCGAAGGGCCCUGCUACGAGAGGUCACACGGCCCCGAGGAGAGGGAGGGGGAGGAGGGGGAGAAGGAGCCGGAGGUGGGAGGUCAGGGAGAGGUAGAGGGGGAGGAGGAGGAGGAGGAGGAGGAGGAGAUGGUGAGCUGGGCGAGCGUAAGGAUGCAAGGAGACGACAGGAGGAGUCAACAUGCCGCCCAAGAGGAACCAGAGGUGUUUGGACAUCUGCUUAAGAGGCCCCUGGAAACGUUUUUCGACAACCACCACCCCGCGCUGAAGUCCCCCGUCCUCGUGUCCCCCCCCCGCCGCACCUCAGAGGACACCUUCAGCCGCCAUUUUGAGAGCAUCAUGGAGUCGGCGCGCGCCAAGGGCACGUCCUACAGCAGCCUGGACAGCGAGGAGCUGCUGGGCACCAGCACCCAGACGGUGCUGACCUUUGACCUGCCCACGCUCACCCCGGCCAUCCAGGCGCCGUUCGGCCACAGCGCCCGGCACAUGGCGCACCUCAGCCUGGCCCCGCUCGCCAUCGACGAGCGCCCCAGCCUGUCGGACUCGGCGCUCACGGUGACGGGCGACUCGGACGCCACGCGGGCGCCCUCCAGCGAGAGGCUGAGCAGCGGGUCCGAGGACACGCCCCGGCGCGGCGGGACCCCCGGGCCGCAGCUCGGGAGCAGCUGGUCCAGCAACUUCUCCCUGCCCAGGGAGAAGGCCCGCCUGGCCACGGACACAGAGCUGGACCAGGACCUGAGCGAGCGCCUGGGCCUGGAGACCAGCGAGACGCUGACCAACGGGAGCAGCCGGGCCGACCUGGAGGCGGCCAAGCGGCUGGCCAAGCGCCUCUUCAAGCUGGACGGCUUCCGCAAGUCGGACGUGGCGCGGCACCUCAGCAAGAACAAUGACUUCAGCCGAAUGGUGGCAGCGGAGUACCUCAGCUUCUUCGACUUCAAAGGGCUGGCGGUGGACAUGGCCUUACGAGCGUUCCUCAAGCAGUUUGCGCUGAUGGGGGAGACACAGGAGAGGGAGAGGGUGCUAACACACUUUUCAAGAAGAUACCUUGACUGCAACCCGGGCAUCAUACCGUCUGAAGAUGCAGUUCACACUCUGACCUGUGCUCUCAUGCUGCUCAAUACGGAUCUACACGGCCAAAACCUGGGCAAGCGUAUGUCCUGCUCGCAGUUCGUGGGCAACCUCGAGGGACUCAACGACGGCCAGGAUUUUCCGAAAGACCUUCUUAAAGCCCUGUACAACGCCAUCAAGAAUCAGAAGCUACAAUGGACACUGUGAGUAUUCUCCCUAGUGUCUACUGUCCCUACCUGUUCUCUUACCAACUCCUCCAAUCACACACUGGCUUUUUCACUAUCUCGCUUAUCUCACCGUUCCAUCUCUCUCGGUCUCUCUGUCUCUUGGUCUCUCGGUCUCUCUCUCUUACUCUCACUCUCACUCUCCCAAAUACACGCAAUGAAAAGGGGAGAUUCUGCAGAAUCAGAGAUAGCAGAGUGCACUUAUGGAUUAGCUUAUUAGCAGCCCUAUUAAAAGCUAUGGUAGGCAGUUUGGCUAGUUUAAGUUGGCUACUUUCAAACUCUAUCUGACCGGAGUAAGCUAGUGUUUGAAAGUAGCCAACUGAACAAAUCCCUCCGAAGCCACUCCCCCAAAACCCAUGACUAGCUCGCUAGCUUUAGCAAUAGUUCUGCUUGACCUGGUGGAAGAUUCCGGUCACGUGCGGUUAGCGCACAGGCAUGUAAUGAAUGCAAUGAUGGGCUUAUUCCUGGCCUGCAACAGCCACAGGUACCUUUCUUUUUUUGGCAGUGCAUUUGAUAUAUUUAUUGCUGCCGUGAUGUAAAAAUAAUUUCACCAAAUAUUUUAUAAAAACAAUGGCUCUGAAAUAAAUCGCCUACCCUAACUUUAAUGACGUAGGAGUCGCCUGGCUUGUGAUGAAAACAGUACUGUGUCAAGGGUUGCUAUUCUGGAACAGGCGCUCCAAAGAGCUGCUGUGAUGCCAAUUAAGUCACUAGCUUUCCAAGCUUUGUUGCCAUAGCUACGGCACCAUGGAUACGACUCUGUUGCUGCCGCAUCGCACUCCACACGCUUCUCCUAGAUCUCUUUCGCGAGAGCAAACACAUGCGUGCGUUGGUUACACACACACACCCCCGACACACUCUAGCACACAUACGCACACUCACCUGUACACACAAAUGCCUGAAUAUCUGCACGCACUAGAUACAGGCACACUAGCAGACAUACCUUGACGGAAAGCAAAACAUGAGAGGGAGGGGGGAGAGGAGGAGGGAACCAGGUCUGUUUAAAAGGGCUCCUGCAUGACGAUGUGACCGCAUCCUCCCACUACACUCGCAAAAAUAGCAGCAAUGCUGUGGGAGAGUAGACGGCAAAAAUAAGCGGUCAGAGGAGCAGAUCCAGGAGGAGGAGAUCCACCCGGGGGAGGGGGAGGAGGAGGAGGAGGAGGAGGGGGUGGAUGGGAGGGUUCGCUCAUCAUCUCUCCACGCAUCUCCAAGGAAACGGAGGAACACACGGAUACAAACACACACACACACUCUCUCAGGUGGCAUUUGUGUAGUUAAUGUGUUGCCCUGACUAAAGAGAUUCCGUUACCUGAACUUAAGAACCAGCUGACACUGAGU
Gadus macrocephalus (Pacific cod) is the source of this 6385-nucleotide messenger RNA. RefSeq names its product PH and SEC7 domain-containing protein 1-like. The record is from RefSeq and is a predicted model, not a curated record. Bases 888 to 5033 code for a protein of 1381 amino acids. Gene Ontology annotation, biological process: regulation of ARF protein signal transduction. NCBI's taxonomy places the organism in Eukaryota, Metazoa, Chordata, Actinopteri, Gadiformes, Gadidae. The transcript is spliced from 11 exons. Gene Ontology annotation, molecular function: guanyl-nucleotide exchange factor activity.